Messenger RNA from Phoenix dactylifera (date palm), 1217 nucleotides. RefSeq lists its product as uncharacterized. NCBI's taxonomy places the organism in Eukaryota, Viridiplantae, Streptophyta, Magnoliopsida, Arecales, Arecaceae. The record is from RefSeq and is a predicted model, not a curated record.
CCGAUUCAAGGCGUAGCGGAGACCGGGAGAGGUUAGAUGACUCCACAUGCGGCGCACGUCAUUGCAAAGCUCCCGAGUUGCGCCGCCCGUCCGAAAGAGAAACUAAAACCCUAGAGUUUUCCCUUAGGUUUCUCUCCGGGGCGAUCGGACCACCGGCGUCGAGAGAGUAGAAACCAUGGACUCCUCGUCGGCCAACGCCGGCGUCUGGUCGGGACCUUCUCCGACUCUAAACCCGGAGUCGCUGUCCUUGCUUCGCGAGGGGAUCUCGCUCGUCCUCUCCCAGUGGACCGCGCUGCGGAUGGCCAUCGAGAACGAGUGGGGCGGAAGAGACUCCCAUCGGAAAUCGGAGGAGCUCGUAUCCACCAUCCUCUACUGGUUCACCCAAUCGAAACCUCCGCUUUAUAUUGAUGAUCUGGAAAACAUACUAGACGAGAACUUGGUGCUUUCUUUCAACACUGAAAUCGAGGAUGGCAGCGUCGAGGAGGUAGCUGAACAUUUGAUGAUUAUGCAUGAAGAUUGUCUUAAAGGUAAUUUUGAACCAAUUGAGAAGCUGAGGAAGUUGGGUCCUGGGACAAAUGCUAUUUCUCAAAGUAGACGGGUGAUUGAUGACAAGGAAGAUGAGAGUUCAGAUGAAGAAAUAUCAGAUAUGAUGGUGGAUGAGCCAAAGCCAAAUGAAAUGGCUGUGGAUAAGCCAAAUAAAAUGGCCAUGGACGAGCCAAAGCCAAAUAAAAUGGCCAUGGACGAGCCAAAGCCAAAACAAAUGACUGAUGAAGAAGGAUGGUCUGUCGUCCCUCCCAGGCGUAACAGAGGUAAAAGGUCGGGGUAGAAUAAUCCAGAGAAUGCGAGCAAUCAUAUCAACGCCAGUGCAUGAAAACAUGCAAAGCUCUCAAGAAGAAGCAUGAAUUGCUGUAAUCCGUGACCUGAUCUUCCCUGUCAUUCAUGAAUAAAUACUCCGCCAAUUUUGGCUAAUAGACUUGUUUCUCUCCUUUAUCAUAAAAACUAGAAAACAGUGGGUUGUAUUUAUUCAAAACGCGAGCAGCUGUAGAGAUGUGGAGGAUGGAAAUGCAUGAAGUCGAUUUUGUGUGUUAUAGUAGUAGUAGUAGUUUUGGAGCCGUACAUGUCCAUGGUGAAUGCUUUUGUUUCUGGGGCCUCUGAUUGCAUCUCUUGCUAUCCCGCUCCCUCUUUUCUUUGAUGACAGUAAAUUUGUUGCCAUUAAA